Phytophthora infestans T30-4 is the source of this 3543-nucleotide messenger RNA. RefSeq lists its product as uncharacterized. The coding region runs from base 1 to 3543 and encodes 1180 amino acids. NCBI's taxonomy places the organism in Eukaryota, Oomycota, Peronosporomycetes, Peronosporales, Peronosporaceae. The transcript has 5 exons. The record is from RefSeq and is a predicted model, not a curated record.
AUGGAAGAUGAUGACCUUGAGGAAGCCAACACUACAGUGAGCCUGACAGCCGCCACGAGCGCGGCGUCCUCUCGGUGUCUCGCUGUAUACUUGCGGAAGGGUAUCUUGCAGUCGCCAUCACCCAUCGUUCACGUCCGUGCGCACCCCUUCACGGAGCAGCAGAUUUCCCAGCCUGCAUUUUUCUCUGGAAACGCGCUCGUCACAUCUAAAGGCGACAAACCAAAAACUGCCUGUCGACAAAUUAUGAGCAGCGUGACAGCCAGCCACAUGAUCUUCUCUCUAUCCGAGUCAAGAGGAACAGGACAGUCAACUCGACACUUUGUCGCAAACAUCGCAUCUGUACCCAUCGUCACUGGCAACGGCCGCGUCCUUUCUGGCCGGUUUUCGACCAAUCGCCCGCCUUCCAAAGCUCGCUCGCAGGCACAAUUGCACGACAUGGCUCCUUACCGGAAGCCGCCUCUUCCCCUCACGCUGAGCCGAGAGGAGGUAAAGUACUACAAGCGGCUUGGCAGGGAGCGCGUGACGCAGCUUAUCCGCAUCAUUGAGGACGCUGACUGUGCGUACAAGUGGAGCAGUACCGACGGAUCCGCGUACCGUAGCCAUAGAUCGCGUCUCCCGGGGCGAACUCGUCUCAGUCUUGAGCCUAAGGACGAGCCGUCCGUUUCCUGCCAGCGCGCCAAUUUCCUGGACUUCCAGCCGACCAACAAGUCCACACACGCGUCUACGUUGCUCAAGGCCAGUGUCCAGCUCACGGACACGAAAGUGGACGAGAUCCUGCGAGCAGUCGCUAAGGUCAAGACGAAAGAUUUCAGGAAAGCCAUGCGGUAUAUGCACGGCGACGCGUUUGUGGACGGCAGAACGUUGUUCACCUUCCCGCAACAAUCUGCGCGAUCUGGUAGCGACGCCACCGAUAGAACGCCAACUAGAGCCUCGUACUCGUAUCGUGCUAUAAAGUGGCACGCCUUUAAGACACACCGGCCACGACAUGGAGAAGACGAGAAACUCUUGGAUUUUUGCUACUUAGAGUACGCAGGGAAGAAGAAACCGCAUCCUGGCUCGAAUGUCGUGGGCUUUUGUGUCCAGGAAUCGAUUUCCAGAGAUCGAGAAGUACCAACUUUAGAGAAUUUCGGCAUCGCGAGAGGUUAUCUGUCCAGAAUGGGUAUCAUCGUGUCGAAAACACACCAGCCGAACACGUUUAAGGUGACUUCGAUCUGCCAGAUCGACGGAGAUCUAAAUCCGAUCCUCUCGGCGGUGAGUGCUACAGGGACAGGAGAUGAGCCUGCGUCGUCUACUUCAAACGACACGGAGUCGUACAUCCGAGGUCUGCGUAGUCCACAGCACAACUCGUACGAGGAUAUGAUCUUCCACAUGCGUGAAUCUCGAGAUCGAGACCGUCGACAGAGUGACUUGGCCAGAGAAGUGCUGGAAGCGUCCGAUACCGAGCUGAAGCCUGCUAACCCUCCCUGUAAAAUUGACGUCAGUCCGCAGUUACGUGCCCAGGAUAAACUGCAAGCUCUUACAGAUGUUGUGACGCAUAUCCGCGAAGUUCGAGACACUAUUAACCUUACGAUGUCUGAAGCAGCGUAUGCAGAACGACAGGACGAACGCAGUGAUGAAACACAAGAGUACAAUGACAUGUACAGCGAGAUCACGAGUAUUCGUGAAGCUCUGGAGAGCUCCGUCUCCAACUUUGACGCUGCGUUGGCCAAUGCUACUAAUGCAGCGCCUGCGAUGUAUUACUCUGGACCAAGUGACCGCAGUCAAGACUCGUUCCGUGAUGGCGGCAACGAACGCGACGACGAAAUGACACCCGAUCAGUUUAAUUCGGUGGCUCGUAUCACGUUUGCUGCAGCCAGAGCGACAAGACAAGCUGGCCAGGCUUUCUUGUCCUUUGGAGAACGCCAGCAACAGCAGUCUCACGUUGCUCAUGAUGAUGCGGCGUCUGUGAGUUCGGCGUCAGUUGCGAGUUAUCCGACCAUGUAUGAUAGUGACGACAGCUCGGCCCAUGACCCAGACCCAUACUCUGCGUCCAACUAUGAGAAAAUCAUGGCUACAUACCAGCCCCAGCACGACGAUGAGGACGACGAUGACAGACACUCGUCAUACAAUUUUGCAGACUCUGUGCGUCGCGCAACCGAAAUCCACGACCUGGAGAAGAAGAUCCGCGAUUUACAGCGCAGUCUGGACGACGCACAGCGGAAGUUGUCAGUUAUCGACAGCGACGAGCCGGAACCGGAAGCACGAACUCGUCAACGGCUAGACGCUGUGCGUGAUCGCUCAGCUCAGAUGGAAAUUGAGAGCGUCUUUGAGAUCUUCGGCGAGCGUGGCGUAGAUAGCAGUCCAAUACUCGGUGAUACAUCCUCUUCUGUCUCUUCCGGACCAAGAGCUAUGUCGCUACCUUCUGACGCAAUGGGAUCGAGAGGAUUAACGACAGAAGACUUGGUUUCUGAACUCCGUGGUGUCAUGGCUUCUAGUGAGACUCCGGUACGGGCUAGUGGAGGCUCAAAGAAGUCUCUAUCCAGGUCAUCAACGCCUCCACUGCCUCCUGCAGUGACCAAGACCCCGAUCAGCCCCCCUCCACCCCCACCACUACCGGAAUCGCCUCACAAAGCUCGUCAUUCACUACCAGCUAAGCCCAAAGCUUAUGGCGGUCUUAAUGGCAGUAACGGCAGCACUACAAAGAGCCAAGCUCCUGGUGCCAAUCGACCUUCUGCAGCCCUCACGGAAGGCUCCUACUUACAAGCUUUGGGCACAACUGGUGACACCAGAAACGGUGAUGAUGACUACGCUUCAUCGUCCUCGGAUGAAGAAAGCUACGAUGACUCAUCCGACGGCUUGUCACUACUCAGCAGCGAUGGACUACGUGAGCCCCAAUUCAAGAAAUACCAGGGCUCCGAUGCGUUCUUUGUGGAGGAAGAUCUGAGCGCUUUACUCAAGAAGAGGAAGGCAGAAGGUGGGACGUCAUCUCCCAGUAACCCAGCGGAUUCGCCAUCAUCGCCGCUGCCUCCUGCUCCUGCAGUCGGCAGGGAUGAACGUGACGAGCUGCGCGAACUCAUGGCAGGACUCGUGCGUCCUCGCAGCUCCUCACUCCCGUUCCAGUCAAAACAAAUGGGAGGCGCGUCAUCUGGCGAGCCAGUUUACGACUACGAGAAGCCUUCGUGGAGCGACGACGCUCCUGACCGCGUCCCGACGGCACAUCAAGUAGACGAAGCCGUACGAGAAAUCCGCGCCUGCUUCGCCAGCUGCCGCUGCGAGUGUCCAUCUGACACGGAACGAGCACGCAAACUCACAUCCAUCUUCAAGGUACUGCGAUCUCUGCACCGUGAGGGCGUGCGCUCCAAGUUCCGUACACUGCAGCACGACGACAUUCGCUACUCCAAGAUGCUCAAAGCCACACCCAGUAUUAUCAAGCUGCUUAAGCUCGCUGGAUACGUGUCGCUGCAGCAGAAGCUCACGAUGCGACGGGUAGAUCAGGACUAUCUCGCUCUGUUCCUGCGGGAACUGGAGCAGGAACUUCAUUCUUCCGAAUGUCGUAUGAAGUGA